Molecule: messenger RNA, 622 nt
Organism: Lodderomyces beijingensis
Lineage: Eukaryota; Fungi; Ascomycota; Pichiomycetes; Serinales; Debaryomycetaceae
Source: the annotation of a GenBank genome assembly
AUGUCAGCUGGACUUCCAUCGUCUCUAACAUUUGGGGAAGAAGAGUACGUAAAACCACCACUACAUCGCUAUUCCACUAUUCGAUACCCCCUCCAAAAUCUCAGGCGACUCGGGGUCUGAGCUUUGGGGUCUGGAGGCUCCACCCCAUUUGCCAUACUAACUUCCACUUAGAGAACCCGACGUGCUCCAGAAAAUGUGGGCAAAAUCAAAACAGCAACCACUAGUGCCACUAGGAUCGCUCCUUACAGCAGGAGCCGUGCUCUUGGCCGCCAGAUCAAUGAAGCGCGGCGAAAAGAUCAAGACUCAAAGGUACUUCAGGUACCGUAUUGCCUUCCAAUUCGCCACCUUGGUUGCGUUAGUCAUUGGCGGUGUAACGUUGGGAAGCACAAGUUUGGAACAACAAAAGACCAAGGAGGACAAGAUGAGGGAAAAAGCCAAGUUGAGAGAAAAAUUGUGGGUCGAAGAGUUGGAGCGACGCGAUAGCAUUAUCCAGGCUCGUAAGCAGCGAGUCGAGGAGAGUCGAAGGGAGUUGAGAAAUUUGGCUCAUCUGGGGUUCGAUGCGGAACGGAAAGAGCCACUGGAGGAAGGUCAAGAUGGAGCCAAAGCAGACAAGAAAGAUUAG